CCCUAGAUCCCGCCACACUCGCCGCAAACAAUGGCUGCGAUUGAAUCACACAAACCGGAGAUCACCAACGCCGAUGACGACGAAGACGAAUCUCCCGUGGAGGAGGUUCGUCUCACUGUGUCGAACCACGACGAUCCUUCUUUACCCGUGUGGACGUUUCGGAUGUGGUUUCUAGGUCUCCUCUCUUGUGUCCUCCUCUCGUUUCUCAACACUUUCUUCGGAUACAGGACUCAGCCUCUGAUGAUCACUAUGAUCUCUGUUCAAGUCGUUACGUUGCCUUUAGGGAAGCUUAUGGCUCGUGUUUUGCCUGAGACUAAGUAUAAGAUCGGGUCAUGGGAGUUUUCGUUUAAUCCGGGUCCGUUUAACGUGAAAGAGCAUGUGUUGAUCUCCAUGUUUGCUAACGCUGGUGCUGGGUUUGGAUCUGGUACUGCUUAUGCUGUUGGAAUUGUUGAUAUCAUCAUGGCUUUUUAUAAACGGAAGAUUAGUUUCCUGGCUAGUUGGAUUCUUGUUAUCACUACUCAGAUUCUUGGGUAUGGUUGGGCUGGUAUCAUGAGAAAGUUAGUGGUUGAUCCUGCUCAGAUGUGGUGGCCAACGAGUGUUCUUCAAGUCUCUCUGUUUCGUGCUCUUCAUGAGAAGGACAAUGCUAGAAUGUCUAGAGGGAAGUUCUUUGUGAUUGCGUUUGUUUGUAGCUUCGCGUGGUACAUAUUCCCUGCCUACUUGUUCUUGACCUUAUCAUCAAUAUCUUGGGUUUGUUGGGCAUUCCCAAAGUCUAUCACAGCUCAGCAGUUAGGCUCUGGAAUGUCAGGACUUGGCAUUGGUGCAUUUGCUCUUGAUUGGUCUGUCAUUGCUUCUUACCUUGGAAGCCCUCUUGUGACUCCUUUCUUUGCAAUCGUCAACGUCCUCGUUGGUUACAUUCUGGUCAUGUAUAUGGUUAUCCCUAUAUCAUACUGGGGAAUGAAUGUGUAUGAAGCAAACAAGUUUCCAAUUUUUUCCUCUGAUCUGUUUGAUAAGCAAGGGGAGCUUUACAAUAUCUCCACCAUUGUCAACAAUAAGUUUGAGUUGGACAUGGGGAAUUAUCAACAAGAAGGUCGGGUUUAUCUCAGCACGUUCUUCGCUAUCAGCUACGGGAUUGGUUUCGCAGCCAUCGUUUCCACACUGACUCAUGUUGCACUCUUCAAUGGAAAGGGAAUUUGGCAACAAGUACGAGCUUCAACCAAAGCUAAAGUGGACAUACACACAAGGUUGAUGAAGAAGUACAAAGACAUACCAAGCUGGUGGUUUUACGGCCUGCUAGCUAUCUCAUUAGCACUAUCUCUUGUUCUCUGCAUUUUCAUGAAAGACCAGAUCCAGAUGCCUUGGUGGGGACUCCUUCUAGCUUCUUUCAUGGCUUUAACCUUCACCGUACCAGUCAGCAUUAUCACUGCUACAACUAAUCAGACUCCAGGUCUGAACAUCAUCACAGAGUAUCUCAUGGGUGUGUUGUUACCAGGGAGACCAAUAGCUAACGUCUGCUUCAAAACUUACGGGUACAUAAGCAUGUCACAAGCAAUUUCAUUCCUCAACGACUUCAAGCUAGGCCAUUACAUGAAGAUACCGCCAAGGUCGAUGUUCUUAGUCCAGCUCAUAGGAACGGUGAUAGCAGGCACAGUGAAUAUAUCAGUGGCAUGGUACUUGCUCACAUCAGUAGAAAACAUAUGCCAGAAAGAGUUGCUUCCUCCGAACAGUCCAUGGACAUGUCCAAGUGACAGGGUUUUCUUUGACGCAUCAGUGAUUUGGGGAUUAGUAGGACCCAAGAGAAUCUUUGGCCGGCUAGGAAACUACCCUGCACUAAACUGGUUCUUCUUAGGUGGACUGAUAGGACCUGUCCUCGUAUGGCUUCUCCAAAAGGCCUUCCCGACAAAAACAUGGAUCUCGCAGAUCAAUCUCCCGGUGCUUUUAGGGGCAACAGCUGCAAUGCCGCCAGCAACAAGCGUGAACUUCAACUGCUGGAUCAUUGUAGGUGUGAUAUUCAACUACUUUGUGUUCAAGUACUACAAAGGGUGGUGGCAGAGGUAUAAUUACGUGCUAUCAGCAGCAUUAGACGCGGGUUUAGCGUUCAUGGGAGUGCUCUUAUACUUUAGUCUGACGAUGAAUGGUAUCUCUAUUGAUCAUUGGUGGGGUGCUAAUGGUGAGAACUGUCCUCUUGCCUCUUGUCCUACUGCUCCUGGAAUUCAAGUCGAAGGUUGUCCUGUUUUUUAAGUUUUUUUUGGUUUCUUUUAGAUUUACAGCUUUCUGGAGAUAUUUGUCCCAUUUGUUUUUAGACUUGAAUCUGUUAAUUUUUUGGGCCGGACUGAACUUGGAGAGAUAGUACAGAUAAACAAAAUCAGACUCUAAUGAUUAAUUAGCGAGUAAUGUUUCGUUCAACGUUGA
Messenger RNA from Capsella rubella, 2409 nucleotides. RefSeq names its product oligopeptide transporter 2. Bases 31 to 2238 code for a protein of 735 amino acids. The record is from RefSeq and is a predicted model, not a curated record. NCBI's taxonomy places the organism in Eukaryota, Viridiplantae, Streptophyta, Magnoliopsida, Brassicales, Brassicaceae. Gene Ontology annotation, molecular function: oligopeptide transmembrane transporter activity. The transcript is spliced from 5 exons. Gene Ontology annotation, biological process: transmembrane transport.